AUGUCUUCUGAAAAUGGCACCGUUCUUUCGGUAAACCAAACCGAGAACACUGAGAGUGAAGCUAGGCUAACCAGAUCCAAGGCCAGCGAAGGAAACGUUGAACUCAAAUUGAAGCCUUUGAGAAUGCCUCUGGAUGAGCUUGUUAAUGAUGAAGAAGACGAGGAUUACAAUCCAAAUGAGGAAGAUGAGGAGGCGGAGAAUGAAGAGGACUUGACUGUCAAUGAGAGUAUGAAGGAGGAUGAUGUGGUAAGUUGUGAAACCUUGGAUUUAUUUGAAAGGUAUUGUACAGUGAAACCUCUCAACAACGAACUCUCGUACACCCAAAUUUCUAUAACAACCAAUUUCAGAGUUCCCAAAAAAUCAAUUUUAUGCCCUAUUCGUUGUUGACAGGUUUUACUUGCCUUUGUAUACUGUAUAUACAUACAAUGCAGAAGUAUAAUCUAAAUUAAUUUAUUCCAGAAUGUUUCCCAACUCGAAGCUGAAGCCUCCGCUCCCCUCCGAUUUGACGUGGCUCCCGAAAUGCUCCGGACAAAAACUCCAGAAUAUGUGGAAUUCGUCCAAAAAGUCUUUAAGGAAAAGUUGGAUGAGACGAACGAAAAUGAAGAGGAUCCGGAUUACAAUGAAACCGUCGAAGAGGAUAAUGAAAUUGAUGUGGAAAACGAUGAUGAAGGAGAGGAUCAAAUUGAAGUAGAUGAAGACGCGAGUGGUGAUGAAUAUGCGGAUGAGAGUCAGGAAGAGGUUGAUGUGAGUAUGGAGAUUCCGAAAGAGGAAGUGGAAGAACUCCAUAAUGACGCGUAUGAAGAGAAUUAAAAUAUUUAUUUAUAUUUUUUUUGUUUAAGCGUGGAAUAAAUGUGCGUCGUCAUUACGAAGGCUUACAAUCUAAGGUCAUGAGUCGAUGUGAUAUAUAAAAUAAGUAGAAUCACUCAAGGCUGAUAAGGAGGGGUAAAAUAACAAAAAAAAGAGCUUCUGUAGAGAACAAAUGAUUUGUGCUUUGACUUUAGCCUUUGGACGGAACUGGGACGAUUGGGGAAAAAGACGAUUGGGGAAAGGGACGAUUGGGGAAAAAGACGAUUGGGGAAAAGUACGAUUGGGGAAACCGAAAAGUACUAUUUUUCUUCCAUGCAAAUGUCGAAGUUAGGAUAA
Bursaphelenchus xylophilus (pine wood nematode) is the source of this 1143-nucleotide messenger RNA. NCBI's taxonomy places the organism in Eukaryota, Metazoa, Nematoda, Chromadorea, Rhabditida, Aphelenchoididae. The record is from the annotation of a GenBank genome assembly.